Aspergillus uvarum CBS 121591 is the source of this 587-nucleotide messenger RNA. RefSeq lists its product as uncharacterized. The coding region runs from base 147 to 587 and encodes 146 amino acids. Lineage: Eukaryota; Fungi; Ascomycota; Eurotiomycetes; Eurotiales; Aspergillaceae. The record is from RefSeq and is a predicted model, not a curated record. The transcript is spliced from 3 exons.
UCAACAUCAAGAGACUGCAUCUAUCGCGUACUACUUCUGUUCCUGGGACAUCCAAAUAUAAUCAACACAUCCCUCGGUCCCUGAUUCUUCAUUGUUCACACACCAAACACAGAGCAAAACCCCAUACAGGAAGAAAUCAAUCUACAAUGCCCCCGUCCACUCCCAACCCCCGCCCAUCCAAACCCACUCCCACUCCCACUCCCACUCCCAGAUCUCAAUCGCAGCCCACCCCCAAACCCCAACCCCGACGCGUCGUCCUCCCCGAUGCUCACUUCCGCCACACGCCUCUCGCCUCCCGAAUCCCAGGAAGCAAUACUUCCCCCCGAGUAGGCGGAGGCACCCGCCCCCCGCUCCCUGCGAAGGAUAUCCGGCAGACGAAGGAGUAUAAAGCUGCCGCUAGGAAAUGGCUCUCGACGAUCGUGGCGCUGCCGGUUCUGAUGUAUACUUCUUAUAUCCUUUAUGAGCGGACGGUUGGGAAUCAGAAGCCGAAGCGGUUGGUUGGCGGCGAUGGACGGGCGCAGCAGCAGGGGGGGUUGGAUGAGCAGAGUCAAGGGACUAGCUUGGGGGAUGGGCAGGGGAGGGAGUAG